GCAGAAGGGAGACAGGGCUGGCUGCAGGGACAUAAGCCAUCCCGGAGGGAAGCAGGCAAGCCCAUCCCCGGCUGAAGGAAUGCUCAGGGUUUUCAUUCUCCAUGCCGAAAAUGUCCAGACGCCGGAUACAGACAUCAGCGACUCGUACUGUUCUGUGGUGUUUGAAGGUGUGAAGAAGCGAACCAAAGUGAUCAAGAACAACGUGAACCCUGUGUGGAACGAGGGGUUUGACUGGGAUCUGAAAGGAAUUCCCUUAGACCAGAAUGCCGAGCUCACUGUUGUCGUCAAAGACCAUGAGACUGUUGGGAGAAACAGGUUUUUGGGGGAAGCCCGAGUGCCCCUGCAGGACGUCCUGGGCUCUCCCACCCUGACUGCCAGCUUUCACGCCCCCCUGCUGGACACCAAGAGGCAGAGCACUGGGGCCUUCCUCAACCUGCAGGUUUCCUACAUUCCUCCACCUGGGGCCGCUCCUCUGUUCCCACCGCCUACCCCUCCGGAGCCAACACCGUCCACAGCUGAGCUUGACACCGUCACAGAUACAGCCGGCGAGGAAGACACCGAAGACCAGAUAGUGACAGGGGAUGAGACGGAGCCUUCCACAGAGCCCUCUGGGUCGGAGCAGCCCACGCUCCCCCGGAAGCCUCCUUCACACCACGUCCAUGGGAUCAAGAGGAGGAAAAGCGCCCCGAAAAAGCUGCUGUCCAACAAACCGCAGGACUUUCAGGUCAGGGUGCGAGUCAUAGAGGGCAGGCAGCUUCCCGGUGUCAACAUCAAAUCUGUGGUGAAAGUGACGGUUGCCGGACAGACGAAAAGAACUAGGAUCCGCAAAGGGAAUGGCCCGUUCUUCGAUGAGAUCUUUUUCUUCAAUGUCUUUGAAUCUCCGGCUGAGCUGUUUGAUGAGCCCAUAUUCAUCACGGUUGUUGAUUCCCGGUCUCUCCGGACAGACUCUGUGAUUGGAGAAUUUCGGCUGGAUGUCGGGACAGUUUAUGCAGAACCAAAGCAUGCCUUGCUCAGGAAGUGGCUGCUCCUUUCUGACUCUGAAGACUUUUCUGCUGGGGCCAAAGGUUACGUGAAAGUCAGCCUGUAUGUGCUGGGACCUGGCGAUGAAGCUCCCCUGGAGAAGAAAGAAGUGGCUGAAGAGAAGGAAGAUAUUGAGGGGAAUCUUCUGCGCCCAACUGGGGUCACGCUGAGAGGGGCUCACUUCUGCCUGAAAAUUUACAGAGCUGAAGACUUGCCCCAGAUGGAUGAUGCCAUCAUGGACAAUGUCAAGCAGAUCUUCGGCUUUGAGAGCAACAAGAAGAACCUGGUCGAUCCGUUUGUGGAAGUCAGCUUUGCCGGCAGAACGAUCAGCUCUAAGAUCCUGGAGAAGAACGCCAACCCCCAGUGGAACCAGCGCAUCACCGUGCCGGCCAUGUUUCCUUCCAUGUGUGAGAAAAUGAGGAUCCGGGUCAUGGAUUGGGACCGUGUCACUCACAACGAUGUCAUUGGCACGACCCACCUGCGCAUGUCUCAAAUCUCUGCCCCAGGAGGACAGCUGGAAGAUGAGUUUCCUCUUCUUGCGAAGCCCCUGAAAGCUACAGCCAUGGACGAUGAGCUGGGAUUCCUGCCGACGUUUGGGCCCUGUUACGUAAACCUUUACGGCAGCCCGAGGGAAUUUACCGGGUUUCCAGAUCCCUACGAGGAACUCAACAUGGGAAAGGGAGAGGGAGUGGCCUUUCGGGGCAGGUUGCUGAUGGAGCUGGAGACAAAACUGGUGGAACAUAUUGAGCAGAAGUUGGAGGACAUCCCGCCCGAUGAUAUUCUACGGGUAGAGAAGCACCUGCGGCGGCGCAAGUACUGUCUCUUCGCCGCCUUCUACUCGGCCAGCAUGCUGCAGGACGUCGACGCCGCCAUCCAGUUCGAAGUCAGCAUCGGCAACUACGGCAACAAGUUUGACAACACGUGCCUGCCGCUGGCCUCCACCACGCAGUACAGCGGGGCUGUGUUUGACGGUUGCCAGUAUUACUACCUCCCCUGGGGCAAUGUGAAGCCGGUGGUGGUGCUGUCAUCCUACUGGGAGGAUAUCAGCCACCGAACGGACAUGCAGAACCUUCUCCAACGCACUGCAGACAGGCUGGAAGCAGGCUUGGAGCUGGUCCACCUUGCACUCAAGGCCAAGUGCUCAUCAAAUGACUUGGAUUCAUUGGUUUCCCAGUUGAUUGAUGACAUCAUCGCGGACUGCAGCCAGCCGCUAGUCGAGGUCAGCGACAAGACAGCCAGCACCCAUCUGGAUCAGUACAUGUACAAAUUCCGCAGCACCAACCUGCACCAGAUUAUCCAGGCAGCUCUGAACCUGAAGCAUGAGGAUUCUGACCUGCAGACAGUGCUGGACCAGGCUGAGGACUGGCUCUUGAGACUAAAAGCCAUGGCAGAGGAGCCCCAGAACAGCCUGCCAGACAUAGUGAUCUGGAUGCUUCGAGGAGACAAGCGUGUGGCUUACGCCCGGGUGCCAGCCCAUGAAGUUCUUUUCUCCAGGACCGGCGCCAACUGCUGUGGCAAGAACUGUGGGAAACUUCAGACGAUAUUUUUGAAAUACCCACAGGAAGCGGCGAUGGGCCCCAAGAUCCCGGCCCAGGUGCGGGUUCAGCUCUGGUUUGGGCUGGCUGUAGACGAGAAGGAGUUUAACAAGUACGCGGAAGGGAAGCUCUCCGUCUUUGCAGAAACCUAUGAGAACCAGGUAAAGCUGGCGCUGGUUGGGAACUGGGGGACGACUGGCCUGACCUACCCCAAAUACAGCGAUGUGACCGGCAAAAUCAAACUGCCUAAGGACAGUUUCCGUCCCUCUGUCGGCUGGACAUGGGCCGGGGACUGGUUCAUCAGCCCGGAGAAGACGUUACUUUACGACACGGACGCCGGUCACAUGAGCUUUGUAGAGGAAGUGUUUGAGAAUCAAGUCCGGCUUCCUGGGGGCCAGUGGAUCCACAUGGCUGACGCCUACACGGAUGUGAAUGGGGAGAAAGUGCUUCCUAAGGAAGAGAUCGAGUGUCCCCCAGGAUGGAAAUGGGAAGAUGUGGAAUGGGACACGGAUCUCAACCGAGCGGUUGAUGAGAGAGGCUGGGAGUACGGCAUCUCUAUCCCGCCAGACCGCAAGCCCAAGGCCUGGGUGCCAGCAGAGAAGAUGUACCACACUAGCCGGCGCCGGCGGUGGGUGCGGCUCCGCAGGAGGGACCUUAAGCAGAUGGAGGCUCUGAAAAAGCACAAGCAGGAGGAGUUGGAAGGUGAGGGCUGGGAAUACGCCUCUCUCUUUGGCUGGAAGUUCCACCUCAACUACCGCAAGACGGACACCUUCCGCCGCCGUCGCUGGAGGCGCCGCAUGGAGCCGCUGGAGCGCACCGGAGCGGCCGCUGUCUUUGCCCUGGAGGGCGCUUUGGGAGGCGUGACAGACGACAAGAGCGACGAUGGCAAAUCGGUUUCAACCUUGAGCUUCGGCGUCAACAGACCCACCAUCUCCUGCAUAUUUGAUUAUGGAAGCAGAUACCAUCUGCGUUGCUACAUAUACCAAGCUCGGGAUCUGAUCGCCAUGGACAAGGACAGUUUUUCGGAUCCGUACGCCAUCGUCUCCUUCCUCCACCAAAGCCAGAAGACGGUGGUGGUGAAGAACACCUUGAAUCCUCUCUGGGACCAGACUCUCAUCUUCUAUGAGAUCGAGAUCUUUGGGGAUCCCCAGAACGUUGCUGACGUUCCCCCCAACAUCGUUGUGGAGAUUUACGACCAUGACACCUAUGGUGCGGACGAGUUCAUGGGCCGCUGCAUUUGCAAACCCAGCUUGGAGCGCUCCCCGAGACUGUCCUGGCACCCUGUCGCUAGGGGGAACAGAAAGGCAGGAGAGCUGCUCGCCGCCUUCGAACUGAUUCAGAGAGAGAAGCCGGCUGUUCACCAUCUCCCUGGCUUCGAGAGCGAGCUGUCCGCCAGUCUGGAUGAGCUGGGCACACCUGCCUUCUUCUACGAAGGGCUCCUGCAAUGGUCUGCAGACUCGGACCUGCCCUACCCUCCGCCCCAGCGGGAGCCCAACAUUUACAUGGUCCCUCAAGGGAUCAAACCGGUGCUCCAGCGCACCGCCAUCGAGAUCUUGGCCUGGGGGCUGAGGAACCUGAAGAGCUAUCAGCUGGCCAGCAUCACCUCCCCCAGCCUCCAGGUGGAGUGCGGAGGCCAGACAGUCCAGUCCUGCGUCAUCAAGAACGUCAGGAAGAACCCCAACUUCGAUGUCUGCGUGCUCUUCAUGGAAGUGCGCCUACCCAAGGAAGCUCUGUACUGCCCUCCUGUCAUCAUCAAAGUCAUCGACAACAGACAGUUUGGCCGAAAGCCCGUGGUUGGCCAGUGCACCAUCCAGUCCCUUGAGGAGUUCUACUGUGACCCGUACAAAGAGGAGACCGACACCCCCGAGGAACAGCCAGAUGAGGUGAGCCUCGCCCCCAGAGACGACGUCCUCAUUGAUAUCGACGACAAGGAGCCUCUCAUUCCUGUCCAGCUUGCAGAGGGCAUGACCAGCUCCGCUCUAAUUAACAUGCCAGCUUCUCAGGCCGAUCUCCAUAAGAUACCAUGGGAGGAAGAGUUCAUCGACUGGUGGAGCAAGUUCUACGCUUCGACGGGGGAAAGAGAGAAAUGCGGCGGCUACUUAGAGAAGGGCUUUGACACACUGAAGGUCUACGAGACGGAGCUGGAGAAUAUGGAGGAAUUUGAGAGGCUCUCCGACUUCUGCCAGACCUUCAAGCUCUACCGCGGCAGAACGCAGGACGUUAACGAAGAUCCCUCGGUGGUGGGGGAAUUCAAGGGCUCGUUCAAAAUGUACCCCCUCCCGGAUGACCCAAGAGUGCCGGUCCCACCACGCCAGUUCCAUCAGCUCCCAGCCAAAGGACCCCAGGAGUGUCUCAUCAGGAUCUACAUCAUCCGUGCCUUCGACUUGCAACCCAAGGACUCCAACGGAAAGUGUGACCCCUACGUGAAGAUUUCGGUGGGAAAGAAAUCCAUAAAUGACCAGGACAAUUACAUCCCGUGCACGCUGGAGCCUGUCUUCGGAAAGAUGUUUGAGCUGACCUGCACUCUGCCUUUGGAGAAGGACCUGAAGGUUACUCUCUAUGACUAUGACCUCUUGUCGAAGGAUGAGAAGAUUGGCGAGACCGUCAUAGACCUGGAGAACCGGUUCCUGUCCAAAUUCGGGGCCCGAUGCGGCCUGCCCCAGACCUACUGCAUUUCUGGACCCAACCAGUGGCGAGACCAGCUCCGACCUUCCCAACUGCUCCAUCUCUUCUCCCUGCAACGCAACUGCAAAGCUCCCGUCUACAAGCCAGACCGGGUCGUAUUCAGGGAGCAGGAGUACGUCCUCUCUGAGUUCGAGGAUGGCAAGCCCCCCAACCCACACCUGGGAGCGCCGGAGGAGCGGCUCGCCCUGUACGCGCUGAGGAAGCAGGGCCUGGUGCCUGAGCAUGUGGAGACGAGGCCUCUCUACAGCCCACUGCAGCCUGAAAUUGAGCAGGGAAAGCUACAGAUGUGGGUAGACUUGUUUCCAAAGUCUCUGGGUCUGCCUGGACCUCCAUUCAACAUCACGCCGCGCAGAGCAAAGAGGUUCUUCUUGCGCUGCAUUAUCUGGAACACCAAAGACGUGAUCCUAGAUGACCUCAGCAUCACUGGAGAGAAGAUGAGCGACAUCUACGUGAAAGGCUGGAUGAUUGGCCACGAGGAGAACAAACAGAAGACCGACGUGCAUUACCGGUCUAUGGGAGGCGAAGGGAAUUUCAACUGGAGAUUCGUCUUCCCCUUUGACUACCUUCCUGCUGAGCAAGUCUGUCACAUUGCUAAAAAGGAGCACUUCUGGAGCUUGGACAAGACGGACAAUAAGGUCCCACCCCAGCUUAUCCUCCAGAUCUGGGACAAUGACAAAUUCUCUUUUGAUGACUACUUGGGUUCUGUUCAGAUGGACCUCAACCAGAUGCCAGCACCUGCCAAGACAGCUGAGAAGUGCUCUUUAAACCUCCUGGAUGAGACCUUGUCCUCUGACCGAUUUGUGUCGCUCUUUGAGCAGAAAGCUGUCAAGGGCUGGUGGCCCUGUGUUGUGGAGGCAGAAGAGAAGAAGACCAUAGCAGGUAAGUUGGAAAUGACCUUGGAGAUUGUGACAGAGCAGGAGCAGGAAGAAAGGCCGGCAGGGAUGGGCCGCGAUGAGCCAAACAUGAACCCGAAGCUGGAGGACCCCAAGCGCCCGGAAACCUCCUUCCUGUGGUUCACCUCCCCCUACAAAACCAUGAAGUAUAUCCUGUGGCGGCGCUUCAAGUGGGUCUUUCUCAUCGCCAUCGUGGUCUUCAUCCUGCUGCUCUUCAUCGGGAUUUUCAUCUACGCCUUCCCGAACUACGCUGCUAUGAAACUGGUCAAACCUUUCAGCUGAACCAGCACCAGCGCGUGCCAGAGAGUCUAGUACAUCCUGGGAUACUGCACGGCACCGUUUGACAUCAGUGACCACUCCCCAUCGGCCUGCGUUGCAGUACAGAGACGGAAAAGAAACACACGCUCUUGGAUGCUAGACUGUUGCCAAAAAGCCGCUAUAACUUUGCAACGAUGACGUAUGCACCAUAACCUUUCAGAAGCAGCGUGUAACCGAUACCAGUUUGGAAUAUUUGUUAUUUUACCC
Messenger RNA from Mauremys reevesii (Reeves's turtle), 6658 nucleotides. It is a transcript of the gene DYSF, whose product is annotated as dysferlin. The transcript has 58 exons. Bases 80 to 6415 code for a protein of 2111 amino acids. Gene Ontology annotation, molecular function: calcium ion binding; calcium-dependent phospholipid binding. Gene Ontology annotation, cellular component: membrane; cytoplasmic vesicle; T-tubule. Lineage: Eukaryota; Metazoa; Chordata; Testudines; Geoemydidae. The record is from RefSeq and is a predicted model, not a curated record. Gene Ontology annotation, biological process: macrophage activation involved in immune response; vesicle fusion; negative regulation of phagocytosis.